AACUAAGACCCUAAUGACAUUUGUUGACAAAUGUGUCAAAACAAAGCUGUAAUUUAAGUGUUUUCAAGCUUUAAAAGGCUUUUGAGAAGGCUUCUGUAGUGCGACUGAUGUAAAUAACUGUAUUUUUGUAAAGUCAAGGUGUUUAGGAUGAAAGAUAAUGAGAGUGAAGAAAAAGAAGACCGAAAUGUCUUCAAAUUACUAUCACAAUUACGUAAAGAGAAAUUAUUCAUAACUAACGAGAGAUUAAAUAUCCAGAAAUUAAACAAAUCGAUUAAAAAGAAAACUGACGGUUUAAUUGAAGCCACAUGGAUGACAACAAAGCAACGAUUAUAUCUCCUCUCCCAGCGAGAAUUCACAACACAGAACUACGAGCAUAUCAAAUCCAUCACCAACUCGGAAUUUGUGGAAGCUAAAACCUUGUUAGGCUACCAAACUGUCAAAAUAAACAAUUUACUUCAAAACCUGCGAAAGCAACCUGAAGAACUAGCCAAGUGGCUUUUCGUAGGCGAACAAAUAAACGACGAUCAGUUUUCUCAUGUUUUACAAACAGUGGUCACUGGACUAUACUCCUCAUGUAUAUUCCCAGAGGACACGAGUUAUAUGCUGAAACUUUUACUAGAACUCGCAAAAUUGCAACUUCUCAAGAGCGAAAAUCCCAGACGGAUGCUCAAACAGGGUACUUGCUCUUUCAAAAAUUUGUUUUUUAUCUUCACGGAAGUGUUACCAACUGCGAAGUUUUUCCUAAGUGCCGCUUUAGAAUUGCCGAUUUUGCGGUUGGCGGCUUGUAGGGACUUUUACCUAGAUGUCGAUCCAGAUAAAACACUCAUGAGGUAUCGACACAACGAGAACAAUCUCAAGUCAGAAUUCAGGGAUAUUCAGGAAUACAGGACUGAAGUUAUAAGAAAAUUAUCGGAAUUUACAAACUCGUUUAUUUCUUCUUUACGUGAGAACGUUUACAGUUUCCCAAAGCCGAUUGCGUGGAUUGUGUAUCACAUUUCUAAAAUCAUUACGAAAUCAUUUGGGAGCAAAGAAGCUUAUGCUAUCGUGACUGAACUAAUUUUCACUUUGUAUAUUUGCCCUGCGAUCGUCGAUCCUGAACAAUACUGCAUUUGUGACGCACAAAUCACCGAAGUCACUCAACACAACUUGAUGCAAGUCGGGCAAAUCUUGCAGGUUUUGGCUCUGAAUAAAUUCGAGUCGCCUGAAAACCGCUUCAGCGAUAUCUACAAUUUGUUAGACAACGAUAUAGUUUGCAAUUUUAUGGAGGAUAUCCUCUUUAAUUUGGAAUUCGACGAUGAUACACCACCUGUUGAUCUAGCGCCGACCAUUAUACGGGAUUCGGCUCUUUUGGCCGAGGACGAAUUGAACAAUUUUAUUUUAUUUUUGCAAAAAGUACACAAUGAAAUGGUGCAAAAUGACAAUUUUAAGAAACAUCUCGGGGAUAGUUCUAUUGAGGAACAAAUCGCGUCGCUAAUUCUCCCGUCGUCUCUGGAAAAUUCGCCAAAAACGAGCAAACCGUACACUAAUGGGUUCUCCGAAAAUACGCUGAAAAGGAACCAUUUCCUGUCGUUGGUCACAAAAAACCACACAUCGAAAUCUCGCGACGAAAUCUCGCAAAACAUCCCUCUAACCGUGUUGAUUUUCUCAAUGGACAAGGACCUGGUGGAGCCUGUGGGUCUCUUACCCGAAGAAAAAAUCCUCAACAUGAAUCUGAACGUCAAGAAGGAAGUAAUUUUGCCAAACCCACCUUCUGAAAUAAUCACUGAAGCUGUAAAUGGGCGCGUUGAAGAAAAACCCUUUUCGAAUUUUCCAGAUGAGGGUUCCAUCGGAAACACUUCUGACAAUCUCGAGGCGAUAUCCGAGGCGGCGAGUAACCAUUCAGUCGCAAGCAGUCUCGAAUUGGAAAACGACCAAAACGACAACCUUUCGGAUAUGAUUUCGGCCAACGUUUCCGGUCGUGGUACUCCCAACAUUUCCGGUCGGGACACCCCCAGUUCGCAAGUGAACGAUAAUGAGGAGCGCCCUCUGCCUGAAGCUAGACAAGUAGAGCAACCCCAGCCGCAGAUAAGUCGGCAAAUUCGGUCCGAAAUCGACGACAAAUUUUGUAAGUUUGAAAUAAAGAAGUUGUUGGAAGGGGACGAAACGAUUUCGAUCAUUUCCGAGACGUGGAGUACUGAUGUUUUAGCAUCGGAUAAUGAAACGAUCGAUGCGGGAGAUUCACGGGCCGAAAGACAAGGCUUGCAAUUGGUCGAUCAAGCCAUAAGUGAAGUCCCGACUGGGAAUAUUCUUGAUAUUUCCGAAACUCAGAGCGAGAGUGCGUGGUCGACUGAUGUCAUGGCGUCGGAUACAGAAAGAUUGACAGAAGUUGACAAUGAUGAUGCCGGAAGUGUGGCACAAUCCGACGAGACCCGAUCAGAAACCGACGAAAAUCCGACAAGUCGGAGAUUGUCGAAUUCGUCCAAUUACGUAAAUUACUAUCAAGAGUACCGAAAAGUCGAAAUUAAGAAUAAUGUUAAAACCGACAACAACGCCAAUAAUGUGUUGUUUAAAUCGGUCACGUUGACCGACACUCAACACAACCUGUCAUUUGGGGAACUAAAAAUCGCCAGGAAGAAAGACGUUCCUGGACCGAGCGGUUUUAACCCAACCGAACUGUUGAAACAAAACACGUACGAUGAACGCCCCAACGAAAUCCUACUGAGUAACUGUAGCCUGAAUUCGAGUUCUUCAGGCAGCAGUAGCAACAGUUUUGAAAACAAACAUUCACAUACUGAAGCUUGUUGGGAAAGUAAACAGUGGUUAAACAGUUCGGGGAGUAGUCUAAAUGUCACGUCGACACCGUCCGAAAGCACCAGCGAGUUGUCAGUCCUCAGUGUCAGUAAUUUGAAUCCGAAUAUUUUAGUAAAGAAAGCUGCGACGUUGAAUCGAAAUUUGAAGCCUUCGGCUUCAACUGGUGCUAUUCCCAAGAGUAUUAGUUUUGAUAUGAGUGCGGAUAAAGGUGAUAAGUAUCUUGAUGAUGAUCAGAGGAGUAAAAGAGGAGGGUUUUUCGGUAAACUGAGAAUGGGGUUCAGGAAUAGGAGGGGGAAGUCGUUCCGGAAUCAGGACGAUUUCCGAUUGGAUGGCGAGGAGUUCGGGACAGGGAAAAAAACACCGAAUGAGUCGCCGGUUAAGAUUAGUAGUGCAGAAGUGUCGGAAGACAUUUUAGCCAAAUAUCGGGCUAAACCGUUCGUCGAAAGUACUCCGAAAGAAGCCAACGGCAAUGAUAAAAUUCCUAAAAUAAGAUCUGAAGACUCAGCCGAUAACGUCGAUGUUAACAAUAGCUUUGAUGAUAUUAAAAGAAAAUUGCGUCUAGUUUUAAGUAAUACAACUUCACAAACCCCUAAAGUAAUUAAGGAGAACCGAUUAUCUGUAAAAAGUAAGGUUGAAACAAUCCUUAGAUUAGAGUUAGGCAAAGCUCGUAAACUGAAGGAGUGGUCAAACAUUGCACGAAUCUCUGAAACUUUGCGUUUUAUCAAUUUAUUGAAUGAGAGUACCUGUUUGAGCUUAUUUCAAUCACUUCGAGAAGAUUUCCUCCAACGUUCUGUUUACACAGAUUAUUUGAUAUAUUCUCGUCAGGAGCUACUUUUUUGUCAAUCAUACCUCGACGGUCUAAGUGAACAAGUGAAUAAUGACAAACAACAGUGCGAGAAAUAUUUAAGCAUGAUUUGCGUCCGCAAAUUCCUCCUCGAUGAGGAAAGUCGCAUCACGCAAUUCUGUGAAGAAUUCAAAGACAUCACUCUCUUCGACGAAAAGUGCGACUUUUUGAACAACUUCUACGAACAAGUCUACUCAAUAAUGCAACGUAGUGGUCUAUGGCAGGAUGUUUUUAAAAAUCAAGGUGAUGCUAUUAAAAUAACGCUCGAGAGGUGUAUUAUGAGUAAAAUCUACAAGUAUGCCCUGUACCCAAACGGGGAUGGGGACCGGGAUCGCGAUCACGUUCUGUUCCAACAUAUUGAGAAAUUGGCGAGUAUUAUAAGCCCGGAUCAUAAAGAUUUGAUGAUACAUAAGAUGUUCCUGCGUGAAAUGCCCUGGAUUCCGGCCCAGGAUGCCCUUAAAGCAAUGAAUGCGUACAAAACACCAAGAGAUAAAGUGAAAUGCGUGGUUCAUUGUGCGAAAUGCAUCAUGGAUUUGUUGUCGUUCUCGCAAAAUUCGGGAUCCACAACUGCGGACGAUUUCACACCAGUGCUGGUUUAUGUUAUAAUAAGGGUGAAUCCUGCUGAUUUGCUGUCGACCAUCCAAUUCGUCAAUAGUUUCUACCACAAUCAGAUCGACGGCGAAGAACUUUAUUGGUGGACGCAGUUUUGUUCCGCUGUUGAGUAUAUAAAAACGAUGGAUUAUUCGGAUUGACGAAUGCUAUCCGAUAAUCUCUUUCCUGUAUAAAAUAAUUUAUGUAUUUUCAGUAAAAUUUACUUUGUAUUAAUUAUAUAUUUUAUUAAAUAAGAAAUUGUUAAUUAGUAAAAUAAGGGGGUUCGAAAUAAAAACUUCACACAUG
Molecule: messenger RNA, 4531 nt
Organism: Tribolium madens (black flour beetle)
Lineage: Eukaryota; Metazoa; Arthropoda; Insecta; Coleoptera; Tenebrionidae
Gene: Gapvd1
Product: receptor-mediated endocytosis protein 6 homolog
Exons: 12
Coding region: 148-4386 (1412 amino acids)
Biological process (GO): regulation of GTPase activity; vesicle-mediated transport
Cellular component (GO): endocytic vesicle; cytosol
Molecular function (GO): guanyl-nucleotide exchange factor activity; small GTPase binding
Source: RefSeq, a predicted model, not a curated record